GGCCCCUGCAGCCGUGGGGCGCGGAGCCCUUGCAGAGCCUUCCUUCCCCCAAUCGCGGCCGAGGGACCGCCGCUCAACCCCCUGGCUUCUGAAUGGCUUCAUUGAAGAGAAAUGGGCUGGCUUAAGCUCACAAAAGUCCCGCUCCCUCUCCGCUUGGCGGCGGCAGCGGCGGACGGGAGCAAAGCAGCAGAGCAAAGGGCGAGGGGAGAGCUGGCAGCCCGUCCCCGUCCCCCCCCCCCACCACCCUCCAGCACCGGCCACCAGCAUCCCACCAUGUCUGUGAUGCUCAACAAUGCCCGCCAAGGGGGGAAAGCCUUUCGUUUGCUGAAAGCUGAACAAGAAGGCAGGUUGGAGGAAAUCAACAAAGAGUUUCUCUGCGACCCAAAGUUUAGCGAUGAAGAGGACCUGGAAGAAAAGCUUGCGGUUUUUAAAGAAAAAUACAUGGAGUUCGACCUGAACAAUCACGGCGAGAUCGGUGAGAUGGUCCAGUGGCCAAUUGACCCCAAUUUGAAAAGAGCAAAUCAAUCUCAUGUCUGUGAAAAGGAUGAUGGAGAAACUGGGGAAUCCCAAGACGCACCUGGAGCUGAAGAAAAUGAUCUCCGAGGUCACUGGGGGCACCAGCGAAACCAUCUCCUACCAGGAUUUCGUAACCAUGAUGCUGGGCAAGCGGUCAGCCGUCCUGAAACUGGUGAUGAUGUUUGAAGGCAAGAGUCAAGAAAGCAGCCCCAAAUUUUUAGGUCCUCCUCCAGAGCGAGACCUCUCAAGCCUUCCUUAAAGGGAGAGGCAAAUACGGAACAUUUUCCACCUCUGACGACCGCAAGAUCUCUGCUCUGUUGCUUUUGUUUUAAAGACUCCAUCCGAAGGGAAUGGCAAGGAAAAGUCCAGUCGACGUCACUCAGACGAGGGUCGCCCCUGAUUUUUAUUCUCAACUGUUAACCCGAAGAGAAGCCCCGUUGUUCUCAAGAACCAAAGCAAACUCUAAAGGCAAAAAUCCAGAUUUCACAGGGCGUUUUUCAAAACAGAUGGUACGCUCUCCAAAGCCCCCUCCCCUCCUCCUCCCCCAAAGAAAUCUGAAAUUAUUCAGAUUUUCUUCACCGCCACUUCUCUUCCAAGCACGAAACUGCUUUUCUAAAAAUGGCUUUGUGUGCAGCCGGAAGGAAAACCAACCCCUCUGGCCCAAGGGAGGCAAAAAAAUGCAGGUGGUUUAAGUUGGGUCCUAUCUUUAAAGGAGCAGAAACCACCCAGCCAGGAUUUUUGCAACAGGAAACCUGCCAUUUUUACCAAACGGUGAUGAAGGAAAGCGAAAAGGGUAAACUGGAGGAGUUUUAGCCUAGAAUUCAGAACCAGUCCUAGGCCGGAUGGGGCGCGGAUUUGAGUGACAUCGUGGUUAGUUCUGAAGAAGGGGUUGGGGGGGGGGCGGUGCC
Thamnophis elegans (Western terrestrial garter snake) is the source of this 1424-nucleotide messenger RNA. RefSeq names its product allograft inflammatory factor 1 like (gene AIF1L). The transcript is spliced from 6 exons. The record is from RefSeq and is a predicted model, not a curated record. Gene Ontology annotation, molecular function: calcium ion binding; actin filament binding. Gene Ontology annotation, cellular component: ruffle membrane; actin filament. The coding region runs from base 112 to 702 and encodes 196 amino acids. Lineage: Eukaryota; Metazoa; Chordata; Lepidosauria; Squamata; Natricidae. Gene Ontology annotation, biological process: actin filament bundle assembly; ruffle assembly.